ACACACCGAUUUCUUGCUGACGUGUCCUCCGCUGCAAGGGGGUGUCUGUGAAUCUGGCUGCAGCAGAUCUCUCCCAUUGCUCGCUUCUCUGCAGUGUGUCUAUGAAUCGGAGUUUUCACUUUCCUGUGAAACGGAAGCUCGUGAAGUUCAUGGGAAACUUGGCGAGGGAUCUGGCCUUUAAUACUCGAAGCGGGAGAUUGGACACUGCUUUUUCCCUCCUCUGAUUCAGGGAUUUCACGGGAGUACGAAUGAGGUUUUGAUUCUCGCAGUUUUUGGAAACGCGGGUUCAUUUGUGUUUUUUCCUGCUCGGGUUUCUGCUUGCUGAGGCUGGCUUCAGCUUGUUACAGUUUGCAUUGGAGUUUUAUUUUGGCCGCUUAUUGGGAUUCAGUUGGAAUAGCAUUUGAUAUUGCUGCUACUUCAGCUUGGAUCUCGAGUGCUGAGCUUCAGGGUCAGCUCGACGCUGGUUCCCUGGGGUGGGUGAUUGGAAAGUGCUUUGGUGAUGGAUUUUUUUUGUUUCUCCUUUUCUACUUGGCGGAAAGUCGACGAGGUUGGGAAAUAAUUGUUUGAAAUGGGUUGGUUUAGAUGGAAUUUAAGCUCCUUCUUUAAAGGGAAGGAACUUUUUGCCUAAAUUGUGGGAUAUUUGGAAUUUAUGUGUCGUAAUUGCAAAGAUUCGAGCUCUCGUUGCCUUAUUGAUAAUGCAAUAUUUUUCGAUUUGUUUCCUUAAUUGCCAAGAAAUUCCUCGCCCAAAUGCAUUUAUGUUCUCAUCAUGACUAGAGCUGUCCGCGAUAGAAUUCUCAAGGAGGCGAAUGGUGAUAUCGGUGAUCAUCUACGGAACCACAUUCACUUGACAAACUGCAUCCACUUGAAGAAUCACAUGCACAAGCACAGCCCUAUCUUGGCUGACAGGUCUCUUAUGAGGGACCUCAUCGUCCUUCAGAGGUCGCGAUCGCUCAGGGAUCCUUCUGCAAGUCCUCCCUCAUGGCAGUCUCCCUCAAUUACCGAUUUGCCAGCAAGGAUAGGGGAAAAUAAUGCUGUGAUUCGUGAAGGAAGAAGGUCAGUAGGAACUGAGAGUCGCAGGGUAGGUAGGACACUGUCAGGAAGUUCUCCACCCUUGGGAAGUUUUGCAACAUCAAAAGUUGCUCCGGCUGAGGUGAAUGUGGGCACUGAUGGGGCCACAGCAGUUAGUGAACACAGUGUUAAGAGUGAACUCCGAGAUGGUAGAAGAAUUCGGAGAGAAGAGUCAAGUAGGAGGAGUGAUAAAAACAGUGUUCUGGAUGGGCAUGAAGAAUCGUCACCUGUUCAAGAUGGGAAUCUUCUGCUCGAGGUUAUUUCUAGAAAAUCGGAAUCUAAAGAUAGAAGGAAUGAACAGAAGGAUAAGCAGGUCAGGGGCUUUCAAUUUAAGACACUAUCGGAGCAAUUGAAUUCUGCUCCAAUAGAUACUGAUGAUAUUGCAUCUUCGAGUGCUAAUGUAUAUGGGAGGCGAUCCCUGGAGAAAACCAUUGACGAACCUGAACCCAGCAUCCGUGGAAACUGCAGUGGAUUGAAUAGGGUUAAAAGGCGAAAAUUUCGAGGUACAAGGAGAAGCCGUAUGGCUUUACCUUCCAGAGACACUGGGGUUCACAAUGAAUUGUCUGUUGCUUCUAAUACAUUAGCUCAUGGUUCAGCUCAUUCAAAGCAUAAAAUGGAAGAGGAAAAUGAAAAUUAUGCCAACAAAAAUGUCAUUGGAGGACCUGGAAAUGGGUGUGGUAUGCCUUGGAAUUGGUCAAGAAUUCAUCAUAGAGGGAAAACGUUUUUAGACAUGGCUGGAAGGAGUUUUUCUUGUGGCCUUUCAGAUUCAAUGUUAAGAAAAUGCAGUCCAACUACACGUGGGAGAGGUAUUUCUGACACACCCUUAGCGUCUGAUCACUCAAGCUCAUCUGCAAAAUUUGAUGCCGAGGCACUGCCUUUACUGGUUGAGGCAUCUGGGUCACAGGAAAGCAUUGAAAAUGCUGGCUGGAAACGAGACUACUCUGGGGAAUUGGGAAUAUUUGCUGAUAAUUUAUUUAAACAUGAAGUUGAUUCUGACCUUGCUUCAGAAGCAAGGUGUAGUAACCGAAGAAGAAUGAGAGGGCACCAUCGUUCUAGACAUCAAAAUCUGACACAAAAAUACAUGCCACGAACAUUCAGAGAUUUGGUGGGACAAAAUUUAGUAGCCCAAGCGCUUUCAAAUGCUGUCUUGAAGAAGAAGGUUGGGUUGCUGUAUGUGUUUUAUGGUCCUCACGGUACAGGAAAAACAUCCUGUGCUCGAAUCUUUGCUAGAGCAUUGAACUGCCAGUCUUUGGAACAUUCCAAACCCUGUGGAUUAUGCAAUUCUUGCAUUGGAUAUGACGUGGGAAAGAGCAGGAAUAUAAGGGAAGUUGUUCCUGUCAGUAAUCUCGACUUUGAGAGCAUUAUGGAACUACUUGACCAUAUGAUAGCUUCUCAGCUUCCAUCACAGUAUACAGUGUUCAUUUUUGAUGAUUGUGACAGCUUUUCCUCCAAUUGCUGGAGUGCCAUCACAAAGGUCAUUGACCGAGCACCCAGACGUCUAGUUUUUGUCCUUGUCUGUUCAAGUCUUGAUGUUUUACCUCAUAUAAUCAUAUCCAGGUGUCAGAAAUUCUUUUUUCCCAAGCUGAAGGAUGCUGAUGUUAUCCAUACUUUACAGUGGAUUGCAACCCAAGAAAAUUUAGAAAUUGACAGAGAUGCACUAAAACUUAUCGCAUCAAGAUCUGAUGGAUCAUUGAGGGAUGCUGAAAUGACUCUUGAGCAGCUGAGUUUGCUUGGACAGAGAAUUUCUGUUCCUCUAAUUCAGGAAUUGGUUGGGCUCAUCUCUGACGAAAAAUUGGUGGAUCUUCUUGACCUAGCUCUGUCUGCAGACACAGUAAACACUGUGAAAAAUUUGAGAUUGAUAAUUGAAAGUGGUGUGGAACCAAUGGCCUUGAUGUCACAAAUUGCAACUGUAAUUACCGAUAUUCUUGCUGGUAGUUACGAUUUCAAGAAAGAAAGGCCUCGGAGGAAGUUUUUCCGACGUCAGCCAUUAUCCAAAGAAGAUAUGGAAAAGCUACGUCAAGCUCUGAAAACACUAUCUGAAGCUGAGAAGCAAUUGAGAAUGUCUAAUGAUAAAUUAACCUGGCUUACAGCUGCAUUACUUCAACUUGCUCCUGAUCAGCAGUAUAUGUUGUCCAGUUCUGCUGACACUAGCUUUAAUCACAGUCCCUUAGCCUUGAAUAAUGUGAAUGGAAGGGGUGUAUCAAGGAACACUGACCAGCAUGUUGAAGUACCUGGUAGUGGGAAAGGAUUGUCAACAGAUGUUAAGUUUUCUGGUCAUUAUGAUUCAUAUGACAAUAGAGUGGCCAAAGGCAUUAGUUUAGACAGAAAAAAACAUACUGGAGUUGGCGUGGCUCCUCAGCAGACAAUUGCAAGCUCUGAUGAUAUAAUCAAGUCUAGUGGAAAGCAGGUUUCUGGUAAAACUCAUAAAGACACUGAAGAAAUUUGGUUGGAGGUGCUAGGAAAAAUUCGGAUAAAUAGUAUUAAAGAAUUUUUGAUUCAAGAAGGGAAGCUUGCAUCCGUGAGUUUUGGUGCAGCACCAACAGUGCGCUUGAUAUUCAAUUCACAUCAUGCAAAAUCAAAAGCAGAGAAGUUGAGAGAGCAAAUCUUACAAGCAUUUGAAUCUGCUCUUGGGUCCUCAGUGAUAAUUGAAAUUAGAUGUGAGUUGAAAAGGGAGACUACAGUUGGGAAUCAUUCGUCGGUUACAUUACCUGCCUCCAAGAAUGGUUCAUUGCAGAUUAGGGACUUUAAUGGUUAUAAGCCUCAAGCUCAGUUAUUGCACUAUGGCUCCAGUGAGGUUGGAAGAGGUGAAAUUGUCGAAAUUGAUGCUUCACCAAGGGAAACCUAUAAUGAUAAAAGAGAAUCAAAUGAAAGGAAUUUAGAAGGUUCGCAAGGAGAAGUAUCAGUCUCACGUAAGAACUCUACCAUGUCAUCAAUUUCAGAAAGAAGGGAAGGCGGAGCUCAAAGUCAGAGUCAAAGUAUUGUGAGAAGCAAAGUAUCUCUGGCACAUGUUAUUCAGCAGGCAGAAGGAUGUUCACAGCGAAGUGGAUGGUCCAAACGCAAAGCUGUAUCUAUAGCUGAAAAACUUGAGCAGGAGAACUUGCGACUUGAACCACAAUCAAGAAGCUUGUUAUGUUGGAAAGCAUCUAGAGUAACUCGAAGAAAGCUCUCACGUUUAAAAAUUAGAACUCGGAGGCCACAGUCAUUGCUGAAACUUGUCUCCUGUGGGAAAUGUCUCUCUGCUUAGUUGGCAAGGUAAUAAUUCCAGCCGGAAAGGAAGAAGAGGGAGAAUUGUUUUGGGGAUUGAUUAACUUCGUUUUUUCUUUUAGUUGUAUUUAGUUUUUUUUUUUUUUUUGGCCCCAUGUUGAUUACUAGGCUGAUUUUUAUCUGUGAAUUCAUUUUUAUGAAAUCUAUUAAUUUUUCAUGGUAAAAAUAGGAGAGGAUUAUAGAAUGCAGUCCUCAUUUGCUUGAUCUUUGCCCCCUCAAAUUCAAUUUCCGCCUUGUAAGAUUAGUUCUUUUGAGAUUUACGAUACACUUCUAACUUCACUUCCACAGUAAUCAGUAUCUUGAAAGCAUUUAACAGAGUGACAUCAGAUUUCAUUGAAAUUGUAUCUGAUAUUUGUAUUCAAAUGUUUAA
Momordica charantia (bitter melon) is the source of this 4702-nucleotide messenger RNA. Its product is annotated as AAA-type ATPase family protein. Gene Ontology annotation, cellular component: DNA polymerase III complex; DNA replication factor C complex. Lineage: Eukaryota; Viridiplantae; Streptophyta; Magnoliopsida; Cucurbitales; Cucurbitaceae. Gene Ontology annotation, biological process: DNA-templated DNA replication; DNA repair. Gene Ontology annotation, molecular function: DNA-directed DNA polymerase activity; DNA clamp loader activity; ATP binding. The record is from RefSeq and is a predicted model, not a curated record.